GGUGCGUUGGGUUGCCGUCUCGCACUACUAUCACACCUACCUUAAUCAAAAGAUGAGCAAAAAUGAAGCGCAGAAGCAACGACUUACCUUGAACAGGGAGCAGUACAUGAUGGUUAUUCCUAAAUGGUGCUUGGGAAAGGGUGAUGGAUGGGCUAGGUUGGUGGAUAGGUGGCUCGGCGACGAUGCAGAGUUUGCUGCCAAGAGCAGCAGGGCCCGGGCUAACCGUGGAAAAGACGGGACACACGGCCAAGGAAACAGGAACCACUGGGGCUUCAAGGCAAUGAAGGUAUAUCUAUAUGCAUGGUUCAUUUUUGUUCUUCUUUUUAUAGUUACCGUCAUGUUUUCUAUGUAUGGCUAACUUCCGUCUGACGUUGCAGGAGGCCAAGUUGGAGAGGUCACUCUCAGACAUACAGUCAUGGGUGAUGGCCCGUGCUAGGACUAAUCCCAAGGAAGGCGAGAGCAAGUACUAUGGCAAUACAGAGGAGCACAUGGAGUCCUACAAGGAACAAUUUGAGAGGUUGCAUCCGCCUGGUCCGGAUGCUCCUAACGUGAUCGAGUCUCAGAUUGAUGAGACGGCGGUGGUGUCUAUUCAGGGGAAGGCCCAUGGCCGCUAUCCGUGUUUCGAUGGCUUGAUCACUCCUUCCGUCUCUUACACACA
Molecule: messenger RNA, 658 nt
Organism: Hordeum vulgare subsp. vulgare (domesticated barley)
Lineage: Eukaryota; Viridiplantae; Streptophyta; Magnoliopsida; Poales; Poaceae
Exons: 2
Coding region: 53-358 (101 amino acids)
Source: RefSeq, a predicted model, not a curated record